This is a messenger RNA of Kuraishia capsulata CBS 1993, 2820 nucleotides long. RefSeq lists its product as uncharacterized. Bases 1 to 2820 code for a protein of 939 amino acids. Gene Ontology annotation, molecular function: protein binding; snoRNA binding. The transcript has a single exon. Lineage: Eukaryota; Fungi; Ascomycota; Pichiomycetes; Pichiales; Pichiaceae. Gene Ontology annotation, biological process: maturation of SSU-rRNA. Gene Ontology annotation, cellular component: small-subunit processome; Pwp2p-containing subcomplex of 90S preribosome. The record is from RefSeq and is a predicted model, not a curated record.
AUGGUCAAGUCGUAUCAAAGAUACGAGCUGGAACGCACGUUUGGUGUGAUAUCCUCCAAUAGCAAUGCUUUGUGGCUGCCCGGUGGCUCCAAGUCCGGUGGAAAAGCCAUCACUGCUGGAGUGGAGCAGGUGCUUGUAUGGGACAUCAAGACCGGUGAGUUAUUGCAGAGACUUCACGAUGGUGCCAAAGUUGGGGCUUCAAACGCUGCGACAUCAACAGCCCCUGCCGAGGUGGUCACCUUGGCUUUCGAGCCAAGCUCCCAACUCAUUGCUGCGGGCUGUGACGAUGGUGCUAUCAAGAUCUGGGAUAUGUCUUCAGGCUCAGUGAUUAUGGUUUUCAACGGUCACAGAUCAGCCGUUACACAGCUCCAAUUUGACAAGUCUGGUACCAGACUGUGCUCUGGGUCAAGGGAUUCCAGUAUCAUUUUGUGGGAUCUGGUAGGAGAAACAGGUCUGUUCAAAUUGCAGGGCCACAGAGACCAAGUCAACGGGCUCACAUUCCUGAGCAAUGACGAGAAUAAAGUCGUGGAUGACUUGGAAGACUACCUUGUUUCCACUUCUAAGGAUGGUCUCAUCAAGUUGUGGGAUCUCAAGUCUCAGCAGUGUAUAGAAACACACGUUGCCCAUUCCGGCGAGAGUUGGGCGAUGGGUGUGGACCCUACAAAGCAGUUCCUCAUAACCUCCGGCAUGGAGAACCAGAUAAAGGUGUGGAGAAUAGAUUUGGAACAGAAGACAAGAAAAUUGAUAGAACUGGGAUUUUACGAAAAACAGAGCAAGGCAAGAGGAUCGGAAAUCUCCUUCUGCACCGUCUCUUCCAAUGCAUUCUUCUUCGUGCAGAAUGCAGACCGUACAGUCGAAGUCUUCAGAUUGAGAACCCCCGAUGAGAUAGCAAAGGCAAAGACUAAAAGAACAAAGAGACUCAAAGAAAAAGGAAUGGAUGACGACGAAAUCGCAGAGUCACUUUCCGGUGGGUUGAUCAACAUGUUGAUCUGCCCUUUCACAAUAAUCAGAGCCCCAUCCAAACUGAGAUCAUGCACAUGGACAGUCACCAACAAAAAUAAGCUCGAUAUUCUGUUGGCUCUGAACAACAACUCUUUGGAGUACCACACUAUCUCCAUGCCGGAAUCCAUAAGGAAACAUAAUGUGCAGACGCCUAUAUCUUCCAAGAAGUACAUGAUAACGUUAGCUGGCCACAGAAACGAUAUCAGGUCUGUGGAUAUUAGUGAUGACAACAAAUUGAUAGCCACAUCGUCCAAUGGUCAGCUCAAGAUUUGGAAUACGAAAACUACUAAUUGCAUAAGGUCAUUUGACUGUGGUUACUCGCUGGUAUCUAGGUUCUUGCCUGGUGGAGCUUUGGUGAUCUUGGGAACGAAAGAGGGCGAAUUGGAACUUUACGAUCUGGCAUCUUCCACUCUCCUCCAUUCCGAAUCAGAAGCUCACGCUGGUGCUAUUUGGUCGAUAGAAAUCUCUGCUGAUGGUAAGUCGUUCAUAACCGGUUCUGCAGACAAAAAUGUCAAGUUCUGGGACAUCAAGGUGGACCAAGAGGCCCAUGUCAGCUUUGAGCACAAGCGUACUUUGGAGCUGAAUGAAGACGUUCUUUGUGUUCGUCUUACUCCUGAUAACAAGCUUCUUGCUGUUUCUCUUCUUGACAACACUGUGAAGGUAUUUUUCCAAGACACCCUCAAGUUCUUCCUCAGUCUGUACGGCCAUAAACUGCCCGUGCUUUCAAUCGACAUCUCUUUCGACUCCAAACUUAUUAUCACGUCCUCUGCUGAUAAAAAUAUCAGAAUUUGGGGUCUGGACUUUGGUGAUUGUCACAAGUCUAUUUUCGGACACCAGGACUCGAUAAUGUGUGUGAGGUUCCUGCCCGAGUCCAAGAACUUCUUUAGUUGCAGCAAAGACGGAAUGGUCAAGUACUGGGACGGUAUCAAGUUCGAGUGUAUUCAGAAGCUCGCAGCUCAUCACUCUGAAGUGUGGUCGCUUGCAGUGAGUUCUGACGGUGACUUUAUGUGCUCUGUUUCUCACGAUAAGAGCAUCAGAGUUUGGUACCAGUCGGACGACGAGGUGUUCAUCGAGGAAGAGAAGGAGAAGGAAAUGGACGAGCUGUACGAGGAUAAGUUGCUGCAAUCGUUGGAAGGCGAUGAGCCAGUUAAAAAGAACGAUGAUGAAGAAGUUGAGGACGAAGUCACGAGAGCUUCAAGACAGACCAUGGAGACCCUGAAGGCUGGUGAAAAGUUGAUGGAGGCUCUGGACCUGGGCUCGAAAGAGUACGACGAAUUUGAGCAGUACGAACGCGAGUUGAAAGCAUUUAAGCUUGGAAAGAUCAAGACGAUGCCUGACACCCCAACCAGAAACCCAAUUCUGGCUGCUUUGAACCAGAAGCCAGAGGUGUACAUUCUUGAUGUUUUACUCAAGAUUAGACCUGCUCAGUUGGAUGACUCUCUGGUGGUGUUGCCAUUUUCAUACACGCUAAAGCUGCUAAAGUUUAUCCAGGUAUGGACCAAUGAUGAUAAUAUCAAUAGGAACAUCACGAGCCUUAGUUCCAUCUGCCGUGUGCUCUUCUUUAUCGUUCGCUCCAACGCCAUGGAGUUGAUCAACCAGAAGGAUGAGGACCUGAAGAGACAAAUUCUUUCUCUGAAAGAGCAGCUCAGAAAACAACUCUCCAAGUCAACCAACGAGAUUGGCUUCAACGUCGCAGGACUCAAGUAUAUGAAGACUCAGUGGAAUUUGAACCAUAGUGUUCAGUUUGUGGACGAGUUCAAACAGGCCCAAGUCGACGAAGACAAGUCCAGAAAGAGAGUCUAUACUACACUUACAUAG